Melitaea cinxia (Glanville fritillary) is the source of this 709-nucleotide messenger RNA. It is a transcript of the gene Obp59a, whose product is annotated as general odorant-binding protein 71. The coding region runs from base 8 to 619 and encodes 203 amino acids. The transcript has 4 exons. The record is from RefSeq and is a predicted model, not a curated record. Gene Ontology annotation, molecular function: odorant binding. Lineage: Eukaryota; Metazoa; Arthropoda; Insecta; Lepidoptera; Nymphalidae.
UAAUAGGAUGAAUGGAAGAAGUAACAGGAUGAAUGAUAAUAAUAGCGGAUCUGGUAGAGGCAGGGAUGGAAUGAUGAAUAACUACAGAAGAAAUGAACAGAUAAGUGGACGGGAUGAUUUUUUACAGACCGAAGACAUGAACUCAGACUCAAAUGGAAUGCAACAUUUCAAUUACUAUCCAUCAACUCAAUCUUCUAGAAGAUACAAACGCGAAAAGCGAGUAGAAAUUAAUUCCGGACAGAGAAGUCAAUAUAAUCCACAUUCCAAAAAAAGUAAUAAUUACGACAUGAACUAUAGCAAAACGAAUUCAAGUGACAAUUCCAGUAAAGAAAUGGAGAAAGCUUGUAUUUUUCACUGUUUAUUGGAAAACCUACAUAUGACAGACGAUAGAGGAAUGCCAGAUAGAUAUCUAGUGACACAUGCGUUCAUAAAGGACGAGAAAAAUGAAGAUUUGCAGGAUUUUAUUCAAGAAACAAUAGAGGAAUGUUUUGAAAUAUUGGAUAAUGAAAAUACAGAAGACAAAUGUAAGUUUUCAAAGGAUUUAUUGACCUGCUUAACAGAAAAGGGGAGGGCUAACUGUGACAAUUGGAGUGAAAAAACAAGUUAUCUCUUCGAAUAAUCCUAAAUCAUACUAAUUAAGUAUCAUAUAAUGUACCUCAAUGAAUAAUUCUUAAUAAAAAGAAAAUUGCUUUUAAAAUGUAUACCUCAA